AUCGAUAAAUAUUUAGCACGUGAAACACAUCAAAACAAAAACAUUCUCUUUACAAAAUUAGAUUAAAUAAAAAUGAGUCAAGAGCCGGAAAUUGCAAAGGAUGCAGUCCUUAAAAAAAGUGAGGCCAUAGCAGAAGGAACCCCGCAGGUCAAGGGUUAUGAUUUCAAUGAUGGUAUUGAUUAUAGUAAAUUAUUUGAAUCCUAUGUUAAUACCGGAUUCCAGGCCACAAACUUGGGUUUGGCCAUUAAGGAGAUUAAUAAAAUGCUAGAUUGCAGAUCCCAGCCACUGACGGAAGAAGAACAAGAUAUUCAUGAAACAGAUGAAUUUAUUAAACGUAAACAUAAAUGUACGAUUUUCUUGGGUUACACCUCAAAUUUGGUAUCAUCGGGAAUGAGGGAAACUUUGAGGUAUUUGGUGGAACACAGUAUGGUAGAUUGCAUCGUGGCGACAGCUGGUGGCGUCGAGGAAGAUUUCAUUAAGUGCCUGGCUCCAACAUAUAUGGGGUCAUUUGAAUUGUCUGGAAGAGAUUUGAGAGACCGUGGAAUUAAUCGUAUUGGCAAUUUGUUAGUUCCCAAUGAUAACUAUUGCAAAUUCGAAGAUUGGCUAAUGCCUCUGUUAGAUGAAAUGUUGGAUGAACAAAAAACGAAAGGUACCGUUUGGUCACCAUCACGCAUAAUUCAUCGUUUAGGUGAACGAAUAAAUGAUUCGUCAUCGAUUUACUAUUGGGCUGCAAAAAAUAAAAUUCCUGUAUUUUGUCCCGCCUUAACCGAUGGCAGUCUAGGAGAUAUGAUGUACUUCCAUUCUUUUCGUAAUCCCGGAUUAGUUGUAGAUAUUUUAUCCGAUUUAAGACGACUCAAUACAAUGGCAGUAAAGGCUAAAAAUUCGGGCAUGAUUAUAAUUGGUGGUGGUGUCAUAAAACAUCACAUUUGUAAUGCUAAUCUAAUGCGUAACGGUGCUGACUAUUCAGUUUUUAUUAAUACCGCAUCCGAAUUUGAUGGCAGUGAUAGUGGUGCUCGGCCUGAUGAGGCUAUAUCUUGGGGUAAAAUCCGCAAAGAUGCCAGUCCUGUAAAAGUAUAUGCAGAAGCUAGUUUGGUAUUUCCUAUUAUAGUCGCAGAGACAUUUGCCAAACGGAAAUUUAAUACAAACAAAUAAGUGUUGAGCUUUAAUAAUAUUAGUGAAUAGAAUUAUGUGUGCUCUAUAUUAUGAUAAGAAAUCGUAAUAAAACUAAAAAUUGACAAUGUUAGAAAUACCAUAA
Molecule: messenger RNA, 1255 nt
Organism: Musca domestica (house fly)
Lineage: Eukaryota; Metazoa; Arthropoda; Insecta; Diptera; Muscidae
Product: probable deoxyhypusine synthase
Exons: 3
Coding region: 73-1152 (359 amino acids)
Biological process (GO): peptidyl-hypusine biosynthetic process
Cellular component (GO): cytoplasm
Molecular function (GO): deoxyhypusine synthase activity
Source: RefSeq, a predicted model, not a curated record